CCGGUCCUGCGGGUCCGUUGUGGUCCCGGUCCUGCAGCCCCGUUCUGGUCCCGGUCCUGCAGCCCCGUUCCGGUCCCAGCACCAAGGAUGGUCCUGCAGGGGGUGCAGGGAGGGUCAUAACCACCUGAGGGCUGUUGAGUGCCCUGAACGCUGCGUUAAAUCGGUGCCAAAUCAGCGCGCGAUGCUGCAGAAGUGGGAAGGGUGAUGUCUGGAGGACUGUAGAGCUGCUCUUUAAAUCAGGCUUUAAGAUGAACGCUUUUCACUGCUCGCGUCCUGCUGUUGUCUUCAGAGCACGUUGAAUGCCGGCUCCUUAAUUUUGUGAAUCUGGUGCUUGUUGAGUAUUCGUUAGAAGUUGUGUGUAGCUUUGGAAAAGCCUUUCAGCAGCUUCAGCGCUGCCGGUUCUACCUUUUGCUCAGCCUUAUGUGGUCCCGGUCCUGCAGCCCCGGUCUGGUCCCGGUCCUGCGGCCCCGUUGUGGUCCCAGCACCAAGGAUGGUCCUGCAGGGGGUGCAGGCCCGGCCAAAGGACUGUGGCUGGAUCACUUGGCUCUACUUGAUACUCUCUGCUGCUAAUCCAUAGGGACAAAGGUGAAAAUGGAGUCAGUUGGGCAGGUGGGUGACAACACCACUGAGACGGGUAACGCACCAUGUGCAGCUGGGGCAAAGGGAUCACCAGCCUGGGGAUGGGGUAGAUCCCCACAAGGUGAGACAGACGAGGAUUCUUUUGUAAUUGUUGCAUGGAUGUGAUCUGAUAGAAGGAAAAGGUCUGGCAUUUUAAAGAGCUUGGUAGCGUUUAAAAUAUCUAAACUUGCAGUGUCUUGUGAAGUGUUAACAGCCUUAUGAGCUGCCCUUAUGACCUCCUAUUCAACAGGAAUCCUGCGUAAAGGAUUCAAGAGUUCUGCAUCCUCAGUUACAAGGAAUUCCCCAAACUUCCUUGGGUUUCUUGCUUUGUUACAAACCGCAGUGUUUGUUACACUCCAGCGAAGUGUAAUUCUGAUCGGUCUGGGAGUCGCUCUGGAAUUGUGAGUUGGAACAUGCCCGUGCACCUUGUGAGAAUGAACUGCUGCCCAAAAGAGUCCUGGAGCACGAGCCGACCUGGUCCCAUUGCCCUGAGCAGCACUUUGUGUUGGUGUCUGAGCCACUAAUCUCUCGUGCCACCAGCUAAGGGACCGUGCUGUACGUGUUAAAUAGAUGUCGAGUAGCGUUCUUUUCUGUGGGUGCUUCAGGAAAUGCAGAUGUUGCAGAAUUGAGCCGUAAUGGGAUUAGUUCUGCAAGAUGCUAAUCACUUCAAUUCCCACUGGCUUCAGAUGAUGCGCGCUUAGGAGCAAAUGCCUUUAGAAAAUACUUUUUAAUAAGAAUGAAAAGUUUCACUGGUGACUCCGUGCGUAAUCUUCCGAUCCCUUAAAAUGGCUAUUUAAAAAUAAACAGAAAAUGCUGGUACGCUCUGGAUCAGAAAUACAGAGGCUGGAGGUGCAUUGUCUGCGCAGCGAAUCAUCGAUUGCUUGGCGCUGCAGUUUGUGCUGGUGGAACCGCAGCAGAUGGACUGCCCGGCGUUGAGCACGGGGCUCGGCUGGUACGGCGCGUUAUCUCUCCGGUCUCUGCCUUGGUCUUGUUAGAAAUCGUCAUAGUUCAGCCGCUCCCAAUGGAAUAACAAGUUCUUGACGUUGUUUUCAAGUGCAAAUGGUAUUUUAGGAAGCAUGUGCUUACCAGUGGUUUAUCUGAUAAUGGUUUUAAUAAGGGUGAUAGAUGUGAAAUUGGGUCCUGGAGCUUGGUGGUCUGAGUCUCCUGGUGGUUAAUGGUUGCACUCAGUGAUCUCCAAGGUCUUUUCCAACCCAAGUGAUUCAAUGCCAUAGUGGUGGGAUUAGUGAUGUCCCACAGGAACAAGGCACUCCCUUCCUGAUUUAAAUCCAAAAUGCUGUAAGCUUAGAGGUGUUUAUCAGUUCAUAGUGUCUGAUUUACAGCACGGGACUUGUAUAUUCAUUCAAAAAUUUCCUACCUGAAGGUUGUGAAAUACUUUCAACAUUUAAUAAAUGAAAUUUUAUUACAUAAGCAGAGGCUAAAAAAUUCAGCUUGACAAGGUGAAAUGCCAAAAGUCUGGAGUGUUCACAACUAAAAAUAAUCACUGAUGGUGGUGGCCUUGGCUCAUUCUGGACUGCUGAGAAGUAACUUUCUAGGAAAGAUGAUAUAACAAAUCCCUUUUGGGUUUCAGUUUGUCCUGAAACUAUAACUAAACGCUACAGACAGGCUCUAGAAGAUGGGGAUGUGCCCGCUGGGUGGAAUUUCAUGAUUUCCACAGUACAUGAAUCUCAGCUAUUUUCUUUCAAUGCAAACUCAUGGAGCUCUCUCGGCCACCAGCUUUCUCUUGGGUGCUGCUUUGGCUAAAUGAGCUGCGACAUUCCGCACCAGUGGAGAAACUGUUUGGGCGGAGGUGGAUAUAAGCCAUCUAUCGCAGAUUUAAAGGGUAAGGUAUAUUUUAAAGAGACUCCCUUAGCUGUCCGGUUAUUGUUGGACAGUUUCUCCUGUCCGUCCCGAUUUCCAGCUGCGGUUUAUUCAGUGCUGUGAAAGCCGGUCCAGCCGCAGCCCGAACUGCAGGAAAUCUGAGACAAGGAACAGCCCCAGAAAGGACAAAUGAGGAAAAAACACCGACAUCUCUUCCUCUGUGUAAAACAAGCUGAUUCAGGCUGUCAGUUUGAAAAACAGCCUGUGGGAUAAGAAUAUACGUGCAGCUGUCUUUCCAGUCAUAGUAGCUGAAGUGGGGGUUGGAUCGGCGCUCUGAAUGUGUUAUAGAACUCGACAAGGGGUAAUGGGUUCAAACUGGAACACAAGAGGUUACAUUUAAAUUUGAGAAGAAACUUCUUCCUGGUGAGGGUGGCAGAGCCUGGCCCAGGCUGCCCAGGGGGUUGUGGAGUCUCCUUCUGUGCAGACAUUCCAACCCGCCUGGACACCUUCCUGUGUAACCUCAUCUGGGUGUUCCUGCUCCAUGGGGGGAUUGCACUGGGUGAGCUUCCCAGGGCCCUUCCAACCCCUGACAUUCUGGGGUUCUGUGAGUUCAGUGUCUGGAAUGGUUCUGCAAAGACCCUGGUACCAUUACAAAGUGGCCGUUCUGCUCGAGGACAUUGAGGGGUGUUGAUACCGCGGUUCAAUGGAGCCGUCUGGUGUGCGGUCAGAUGUGUUGGUGAUGACACGGUCCUACAGAUGCACUUUGGCCUGAGAUCACGUCAGGUUUCAGAAGAGAGGCCACGAAACCGUGAGCUUUCUGUGCUUGGACGGGAGCUCUUGGAAGACCUACAUUACCACUGAAUCUGAGGGUGAUUAGUGAUUUUCACUGUUUAUAUCCUGCGCUGAACCAGAGUUCUUCCAGGGCACAAGAGGCCUGGUAGUUUAUCACAGGUGGGACUAAACUUCAUCUGACUGCGCAUUCCCCAGAACAGCAAUAGUAAUGUUUAAUAUCUUAGUCUCCGCAGCCUAAAAUUUGCUAAAGUUUUACUAUAUCUGUUUUGGAAACACAGGACGUCAUAAAAAAAUCCCAACAACUUGCACAUUUGUGCGGAAAAAUGAAACCAGAGGAACUAAAGUGUUUGCCCACUGUGCAGCCUGUUCAAUGCCUGACAACCCUUUCCAGGGAUGAUUUUUUCCUGAUAUCCAGUCAAACACCAAAUGACUCUGACAAACAGGCCAUGCUUAUAGAAAUUUUCCUCUUUUUUCUAGCUGUGUGCCCAAAACACCUGUUUUGUUUGGUUGGUUGGUUGUUUUUUUCCUGACAGUGUGUAAACAGCUGGAACUCCCGGCACCCCGGCAGGAGCGGGCGGUGGGUUUUGUCCCCCCCGGUGUUCGCAGGGCCAUGGGGACAUGGGGACAGCGGCGCGUUCGGCGGGUGACGCUGCCCCCUGGUGGGGCCGGCGCGCACAGCACCUGCCCCGCGGGGGACACGGUGACAGCGACCGGGGGGACCCCCCCAUCCCGGGAUAAAGACUCCGCUUGGCUUCGUGGUCUUUGCAGUUCCAUUGGCAGGGGCGGCAGCUUGCCAGCGCCGCUCGUGUUGCUGGUGCUGCUAGAGCAAUUGCUUAAAAAAUUGAAGUACUAGAGAGAGCGCAGGAGAGGUGACGGAGCUGGUGAGGGGCUGAGCACGAGUGUGAUGGGAGCGGCUGAGGGACCUGGGGGGUUCAGCUGGAGAACAGGAGCUGAGGGGAGACCUUCUGAUCUCUGAACUGCCUGAAAGGAGCUUGGAGCAUGGAGGGGGUUGGUCUCAUCUCCCAAGUAGCAAGUGACAGAACAAGAGGAAACGGCCUCAAGUUGCACCAGGGGAGGUUUAGAUUGGAUAUUAGAAAAAAUUCUUCCUGGAAAGGGCUGUGGGGCAUUGGAACAGGCUGCCCAGGGCAGUGCUGGAGUCACCAUCCCUGGAGGGGUUUAAAAAGCGUUUAGACGAGGUUCUUAGGGACAUGGGUUAGUGCUGCAGUGAGGUUAUGGUUGAACUCAAUGAUCCUGAGGGUCUCUUCCAAAUGAAAUGUUUCUAUGAUUCUAUCAACAGCUUGCAUGAAAUAUAUUUUCAUAUAUUGCUUGAGGCAGUAUACUUUGUGCUGAGCCCUAACUAAUGCUGGCCAAAAACAACCUUGUGGAGCAGGUUCCUGCCAAGAGAGAGACACUGGGCUGGUACAAGCCCUGCUCCUAUUCUGCGCUGAGCCCGUCGUUCCUUCCUGCUCAGAAAGCCAUUAUUUCUCCCUUUUUCCCCCAUCCAGCGGGGACACCAAAACGGGAUGCUGUCGAUCAGCUGGGCUGGGGCAGGAAGGGCGCUCUGCAGGCCCCCCCGCCAUGCCUGCCCAGAGGAAGGGGCUGCAGGCACUGUGACCCCCGCACUCCUGUGUCCCCUCAGCGCGCGGCCCCGCUGCACAUGGAGGUGAACCGCGGGCAGAGGCGUCUGCGCGUGCCGCUCGUCUACGUCAACAGCUUCGGCUCCCAUCGCUGCGGCUCCAUCAUCCGCUAUGGCGGGGGCUGCCAGGAGGAUGAGGCGGGCCGGGCUGGGCCCCCGCUUUCCCAGCCGAGCCCCCUUGGCAAUUCUGGGGGACAGAUGGCUGCCCUCACGCCAGGGGACAAGGCCGGCCCUGGGGCCAGGGGCCAGGCAGCGGGGAGCUGUGGUGUGGGGAAGCCUGUCAGGCGCCACCACGGUGACCUUCGAGAGGCUAAGGCUGACACCUUUGACUUUCCCUUCCCUUCAAGAAAUGUUGAUAAAGUGAUUAAACGAAAGAAGCAAAAGUCCAAAGCCUGGCUUAAGGUUUGGAAAGUAAUUUCAAAAAUGCUUGAAGAAAAUGAAAAGUUCAGAAGUCGACUCUUGACUUGCAGUCAGCUUAACAGAGAAGGCAAUGAUAUGAACCAAAGUUCACAGAAGGAAGCGUCCUGCCUGGACAGGGAGGAGUCCCUCUUUGGCUGGAUAUAGCACGAGAAUAAAGGAAGAUUCAAUCCAAACCAUAAGUUUUUGGUUUGAUCUGGUUCUUGCUGAAGCUGCUUGCAAGUCCGCAAGUGAUUUCAGUGAACACAGGUUCUCUGUUGUCUGUUUGCUGUAUGUGCUGCUCCUGUUUAAGAGGUUUCUUCUUACAGUGGCUUAAACAGUUCAGUUGUGAGAUAUUAAUUUCAUUUCAAUUCAUUUCAUCUAGUGUUUCACAGCUAUUAGUUUUCGAAAGCUUUUUAAUGAGCAUAAUAUUGUGUCAGUUUGCUUGCAGAAGAAUAGAGACGCACAUUUCAUGUUGGCUCUCUAUUUAUAGCUAUUUUCUGUUGCUUGUCAGAAUCAUAAACAAACACAAAAUCAAUAAGGCUGAACUCCACACAAGAGAUAAAGAAAUACUUCGUUUUCUUACUGAUUUGAACAAAUUUGACUUCAUUAUAUUAAAAUAAUACCCAAUUAUCCUUCUGCUCCUUCAUCCAUUUAUACAUGAAUCUCAACGAGUGUUUUGAAUAUGAAACCAGGUGAAUAUUUUCUGCUUUACUGUUCAGCAUGAAGCACACAAUGAUAUCAUCAUCAUCAGAAGGGAUUGUUUAUCUAGCUGGCUUCAAUAACACAAUAUAAUUCUCUUCUGUUAUGGAGUUUCGUACUUCAACUCUUGAUUGACUGUUAAACCCUUUCAAACUAGCAAAUUGUGUAAAUGGAACACACAGACUGCAUAAAAAUAGUAUGUAUAUGGAUUUCAUCUCUGUAGAUAAAACGUUCACCUGUCACAAUUAGCUGUCCUUGGGUUCAAUAAAAGGAUUGUUUUCUCGUUGCAUAAUGUCUUAGUGUUUGCAGAUAUAAUGACUGGAAUGUCAGCGUGUUGGGCUUUAAUAACACAUUAGUGAUUGGGUCAUUAAGCAGCAAAGCAUUGGGAGGGGUUUAAUCUCUGUUUUCUUCAUAGUAAAACUGCAAGUAUAUAACUGGAAUGUGCCUUUUUGAUGACAGCUCUGGUAUCAAGGCUCUCUUCGGAUUUGUGGUUGAGUAAUAUUCCAAUUUUACUUAAAAUAGUUGACAUUUCAGCUUGGAAAAGGAAGUGAGAAAGCAAAGUAUUCAAUCAAAAUGUGAUCAUUUUUCUGGCAGAGCAAAAAUGUCAUAGUUCUUUGGUAUUUUCAAAAUAUAUGUUUGGAGUCACAUGUAUUUUAAUUUUUUUCUUUGUACUAAGGGAGAUGAUCUCUGUAUUCCCACAGGUCUACCAAUGAAAUGUUUGCAUGGAGAGUAUUUAGUGUAUAAUCCUGGAUUAUAAAUGGUAGAGUUGUUGCUCUAAUGUUUCUUUUCUUGUAAACUAUGGCUGCAGUUGGUACCUUCACUGGCACAGACCUGGCCCUGGAAACAAAGCUUUUCUUGCAGGCACAUAAUUGCUACUUUUACAGGAUAGAGGAGACACAUUGGCCUAAAUCUCUGAAUGAAAUUCACCCAACUUAUCACGAUUCUUUGGAUAAAUAUAGAUCUUUGU
Molecule: messenger RNA, 6929 nt
Organism: Columba livia (rock pigeon)
Lineage: Eukaryota; Metazoa; Chordata; Aves; Columbiformes; Columbidae
Gene: C14H5orf47
Product: chromosome 14 C5orf47 homolog
Exons: 5
Coding region: 4589-5428 (279 amino acids)
Source: RefSeq, a predicted model, not a curated record